GGGAGGACUGAGAGGAGGAAAAGAGUCCCAGAGUUCAGGACCUGUCCGGCUAUAUGGGUUGUGUCCUGAGUUCGGACUGGUGUGGGGAGGAAGAGGUGCUGCCGGUGCCGGUGGUCAGGAGCUCAUCUUUGAAGACAAGAACUCUGGAGAGGAGUGAGAGCUGCAGGAUGAGGCUGAAGGGGGGGAAGGGUGAGCCCCACGUCUUCAAGGAGAAGACCUUCAAAAAGAAGCGGCAGUGCAGCGUGUGUCGGCAGAACAUCGACAACAUCGGCUCCUUCUGCAGAGGAUGCAAGACGGCUACCCACAGGAAGUGUGAGGGCAAGGUGACCUCAGCCUGCAUCCCUGCUCCCUCCAAUGAUCUGCAGCGCAGAGGGACCGCUCCUUCUCGACACACCCAGCACCUGGGUUCCACCAAGUCUCUGACCUACACCAAACAGAGGAACACCCUCCCCAGCCACCUCCCCUGCACUCAUUCAAAAAGGAGCUUCAGUGUGGAUCGUGUGAUGGAGAGAGUGAUGGAGCGCCACUACGACUUCGACCUGACCUACAUCACCGAGCGGAUCAUCUCCGUCUUCUUCCCCCCGAAGCUUGAGGAGCAGAGAUAUCGUAUCAACCUGAAGGAGGUGGCAGCCAUGCUCAAAUCCAAACACCAGGACAAAUUCCUGCUCCUGAACCUCUCCGAGAGACGCCACGAUAUAACGCGACUCAAUCCAAAGGUUCAUGACUUCGGCUGGCCAGACCUCCACGCCCCACCUCUGGAUAAGAUCUGUGCCAUAUGUAAGGCCAUGGAGACAUGGCUGACCUCUGACCCCCAGCACGUGGUGGUCCUGCACUGCAAGGGCAACAAAGGCAAAACAGGAGUCAUCAUUGCAGCCUACAUGCACUACAGCAAAAUCUCUGCAGGGGCGGAUCAGGCUCUCAGUACUCUCGCCAUGAGGAAGUUUUGUGAAGAUAAGGUGUCCUCUUCCCUCCAGCCGUCCCAAAACAGGUAUAUCUAUUACUUUGGAGGCCUUCUGUCAGGGGCGAUCAAGAUGAACAGCAGCCCUCUCUUCCUCCACCAAGUCCUCAUCCCAUGUCUCCCAAACUUCCAGGGUGAAGGAGGCUACUUCCCCUUCUUGAAGAUCUACCAGUCCAUGCAGUUGGUGUACACUUCAGGCAUUUAUGACCUUCAAGGCACCGGAGGCAGGCGGCUGAGUGUGACCAUCGAGCCGGCGCUGCUGCUAAAGGGAGACAUCAUGGUCAAAUGUUACCACAGGCGAGCUCAGAGUGCUGACAGAGACACCGUGUUCAGGCUGCAGUUCCACACCUGCACCAUCCACGGAUCCCAGCUGUGGUUUGGCAAAGGGGAGCUGGACGAGGCUUGUGUUGACGAGCGUUUUCCAUCUGAUGCCACGGUGGAGUUUGUCUUCUCCUCUGGACCUGAAAAAAUCAAAGGCCGCGAGUAUCAGAAAAACGACCCAGCUGUGACAGUCGACUACAACACAGCUGAUCCAGUGGUUCGCUGGGAUUCCUAUGAGAACUUCAACCAGCGAUACCAGGACAGCCUGGAGGAUAUCGCUCACACCAGAGGUCCUGUGGAUGGCAGUCUCUACGCUCAGAUAAAGAAGCGAAGAGGUCCCGGCUCGGGUUCUCUCAGCUCAACCAAUGGCAGUGGUCCAGUAGCAGGCCUUGGAGAGGACAGGCCAGAUCACCUCAUCACACAAGGUUCAGACUCCGCCCUCUCAGCUCAUUCCCAUUUGAACCAAUCAGCAAUCCAUCCCGACCAUCAGGAGGAGCCCGUUCGCCCUCCGCCCCCAACCAGACAGGAGAGGGAGGACCUUGAACGUCUUCUUGGAGGCAUCGAGGGGAACCAAGGCGGCGAGAGAGAGACGGCCAUCUUGGAUGAUGGAGAUUCUUUGCCCUCAGAGAGAACUGGGACUCUGAGGCUCAGUCGGUCUUGCUCCUGCAGGGAUGGUUACCGGUCCCAGCGCUGUGCUGAGCCUGGCUGUGACCGCACCCUCCUCAUGCCUAAUGGUUACUGCCUCGACCGGGCUCCUGGCACCAACGGGCACCAUGGGGCCACCCCUUCUACCAGCCCCAACCCAGCUGCUCCUCCAUCACACAUGGAUCUGUGCCAGCACUACAGCCCCCACUCCCAUCAGUCCCUUCCACCUCCAGACCUGGUUUGGGACAGACAGAGCGGUCCUCCACACUACCUACAUCGCACCUGUUCAGAGGCUUCUUCAUCUCGACAUGUGUGCCCAUACCCAUCUCCAGACAUCACCCCUCACCCUCACAACCAUCUACAUCACCAUCCCCUGUCUGCCCCAGGUCGCCUCUACUGUCGGGAAGACGACUACGGUCCCUACCACCACCCUCCUCCGUCUCACAGCCACCAUCAUCCCCAUCCACACCACCCCAAACCUGCCACAAGCCCAACCUACCAUGACAUAAUGCUGAUGGAUGGUCUGCCUCCCCCUGGCUGUCUGUGCAGAGACUGCAGCAUCAGGAGAGAAGACUCAGCAGCCUAUCACAGCCUGAGGCUCGACCGAAGUGAGAGCUUCCACUGGGACAGAGAGGCGGAGCUCCAGCAGAGGGAGGUGGGGCUUAGGAGAGCCAGGGAGGCUGAGUUACCUCGAGGGUCAGAGCUCCACUGGGAGAGAGAUCCUGGGCUGAGACGAGGCAGAGAGCUGUCCCUCCACUGGGAUAGAGACAGGGAGGCUGAGCUGCAGUGGGAGAGGGACAGAGAGGCUGAAUAUUGGCACAGGAGGGCUACCGUAGCCUCCUACGGCCCACAGGGUCAUGACCUUCCAGCCUUUACAUUCGACCCCUUGCCAUCAGGUCAUCCAGCCUAUCCAGAGGCCUCCAGGUCUCAUGCUCACUCCCAGCUAGACCUGAAGUACAGCAGCAGCAGCAGUGGUUACCAAACGCCUCGCCAGGUGUGCCCCUGCUCGCCCUAUCAGCCUUCGCCUUCUGAGAGCAGAGGCUACGGCUCAGGAUACCAGUCUGAGUCCACAUCCCCGCUACCUACGGGGUCCUGCAGUCACAGCAACGGGCCAGCAGAGCACAACCACAACCACCACCAUCACCAUCCAGACUCCCAGCAGUCAUACGGCUCUGACUCACACACUGAAGGCCUUCGUAGUUCUGGUGAGAGUGUCGGCUGGAGGGAUCACAUAACCCAUGGUUCUUUUAAGAGAGCUCACAGAGACGUCCAUGCUGCAUGCUCCACGCCGUCCGACAUGUCUGGACCACCCACUCCCGUCCACACUAGCAGUCCUUUACGCACACAGGAAAGCCCCAGUCCAGGAGGAAGAGAGUAUGAGAUCCGGACCACAGACAUCAUCGGCAGUGACUGUGAGGGAUCCCAACCCCAGGACGGACACUACUGUCCUGAUACGGUUGUCCCAGAGAGCCAAAGAAGCAGCACAGACCCGUCAUCCAUGCCUCAGGUGGCCAGAGACUCUCAGCCACACCCAGCCACACCUUUACAAACAGAGCCCCACAACCACUGCACUGCACCAACAGACCCGCCCCCCUCAGCUCCCCAACAGCAGCACUGUAGCCCAGAAACAGCUCUGACAACGCAGAACUCUUCUUCUGUUAACUCUGCAAGUCCGACCACAUCAAACCAGGGACACUACCAGACCCCUUCUUCUCCAAUCCAUGCUUCUCCUGCACCAGACACUCACUCACAACCUGGGCCCACCACCGUCCAGACUCCCCAUCCCUCAGAGAUUGCUGCUCUGGCACAGACAGUGUCCCAGCCUCACAACCAGAUCCAAUCGGACGGCAGUGAAUUCACAAGAAUGUCUCCAGCAGAAGUUUCUGGUACUUCUCCAGCCAGGGAACCUCACCCAGAAGCCCCCAAAACCACCGCUACCCCUGCCCCCAACACGACGUCUGCCCCUGCAUCCCCAUCAUCCCCGCAGCCUGCCUCUUGUAACAUGGAAGGCUCCCCAGUCUCUGACAGUCCAGUUCCUGGCUUCUCCACCUUAGGCAGGAGGUUGAUGCUGAGUGGUUCGGACCCCCACCACAUGAACCACAUCCAGCAGCACGGACCCCCACACCACCACCACCCUGGUAUGGAGCACAGUCUUGCCCGACACAAUCCUGCUCCAGACAACAACAAGAGACCGUGCUACUCCAAUCCAACUCCUCAGCUCCACCCGUCCUCCUACUCCAACUACUCCACCAUCUCCAUCCCCCUUCCUCACCCACAACCGCCUCUGCCAGAGAAGCGUCACCCACCGACCCACUCAGGUUCACCUAAUGAUGGUGUGGGAACUCUGAGGCCAGCUGUGGGCCAUGUGCCUCUGUCCACCACCACCACCAACGGCCAGCAUCAGCACCACGUCACAUUCUCUCCCACUGUUGGGGAAAUUGCGCCUCCUGCAGGCCAGAAUGAUGGAGAAGCAUCUGCUGAGACUGAGAAUGCAAACAGGGUCAGCGUGAAGUUUGUUCAGGACAGCUCGAGGUUCUGGUACAAGCCUGGCAUCUCCAGAGAGCAAGCUAUCGCAGGUCUGAAGGAGAGGGAGCCAGGAACCUUCCUGAUCAGAGACAGUAACUCUUUCCAGGGGGCCUAUGGUCUGGCCCUGAAAGUGGCUACACCUCCUGCCAAUGUCAACAACCACAGCAGCAAGAUCAGCGACCCUCUGGAGCAGCUGGUCAGACACUUCCUGAUAGAAACAGGCCCCCGAGGAGUCAAGAUCAAAGGGUGUCAGAAUGAGCCCUACUUUGGGAGUCUGUCUGCAUUAGUCUAUCAACACUCCAUCACACCCAUCUCUUUGCCCUGCACUCUGAAGAUCCCUGAAAAAGAUCUGAUAGGAGAGAUGCCGGAGGUUCAACCAGUGAGUAACAUCAGCACGGCUGCUGACCUGCUGAAACAAGGCGCAGCCUGCAACGUCCUCUUCCUGAACUCUGUGGAAACCGAGUCUCUGACCGGCCCCCAGGCCAUCGCCAAAGCCACAGACGCCUCCCUCGGUCGUAACCUUCGUCCAGCUGCUACUGUGGUCCAGUUCAAAGUGACAUCACAGGGUAUCACACUGACAGACAGCCAGCGCAGGCUUUUCUUCAGGAGACAUUACCCCGUGAACAGUGUCACUUUCAGCAGCGUGGACCCGAAAGACAGGAGGUGGACUAAUUCAGACAACACCACUGUUAAGGUGUUUGGUUUUGUUGCCAAGAAGCCAGGCAGCCAGGCUGAGAACGUUUGCCACCUGUUUGCUGAACUGGACCCUGAACAACCUGCGUCUGCUAUCGUCAACUUUAUCAACAAGGUCAUGUUAGCGCAGCGCCGGUAGAGGGAGACAAAGCAGGACAAGCUCCAAAGAUUAAAUAAGCGGUGACACAAAAACACAAAUUACUGACAAGGAUUUGAUUGUUCAGUAGUUCAGUUUUCUGAGUAAGUGCCAUAACAAUAAUGCUAUUUUACCAUGCAGAGAUUUCUUAUUAUUGGUGUUCAGACAUUUUGAAGGAGAUUUAAAUCUUAGUCCAUGAUCCCUGCUGUUGUUAUACAUUAGUGCAUUUUCAUCCGGCUAACCCUCAACAAGCACUUGUUGACAGAAUAACUCAACGUUUAAGUUUUCUAAUAUAGGUCAGUAUUUUUGAAGAGACAAAACAAACAAACAAACAACACUAUGACUGUUUGUGUUACGUCUCCUCCAAACACAGGAGGCUACACCUCUACAAUCCUUAUUAGCUUUCUCAGAUAAAUCACUUCUUCUACCAGGGGCCUGUAUCAUGGAGGAGGAUAAGUGGGUCAUUCUGCUAUCUUCUGGUGUAACUCAAGUUUCAUGAGGCUGGCUUUUUUUUUAAACUGCUUAGACCAGCACAGAGAUCUGCAAAACAGAAUCAUCAUUUGUACCGACAUGGAAAAAAAACAAGGUCUCAGUGAGGUAACUGUAAAUAUAUGCAGGUAACAGAAUUGUGCUUAUUUGUAUGAGUGAAAUGGAUUUGCCUACCAUGUAAGAGGGAAAAGAAAAAAAAUCACAUAAUUUGUUAUAAAUCUUUGAAUUCAUUUCCUUUAGUAAACUUUUAAGGUAAAAAAAUAAAUUGUCAUUAAUUAUGAAAAGAAAAUUUUAUGAACUAAAUAAUAUGAAACAUUUACUUUAUGUCUGAAUUUAUUUUUCCUCAUGCUGACAUUCACCACAUGCUUAACUUUAAACUAUUUUUAGGUAUCCAUUGUUUUGAACAUUUUCCUCAUCAUGACACAAAAAGCAGCAAAAUUUGACAAAGGAUGAUACAAGGGUUAUACCAUUAAUGUUUGACUGGUGUUCAAGACCGCUUAAACAAAAGAAUUCAAUGAAUUUCUGGAAACAGGGCUUACAGUUCAUUAUAUGUCCAUGUCAAAUUAUUUUUAAUGAAGACUGUUAUAGAACAAUGAGAUCAACCUAUAUGUGGAAAAUCUAUCAAUCAAUCUAUCAGUCAAUCUAUCUAUCAAUCUUUUUUUAUAUAGCGCCAAAUCCCAACAAACGUUAUCCCAAGACUCUUUCCAA
Notolabrus celidotus (New Zealand spotty) is the source of this 6476-nucleotide messenger RNA. RefSeq names its product tensin 2a (gene tns2a). Gene Ontology annotation, molecular function: protein binding; protein tyrosine phosphatase activity. Gene Ontology annotation, biological process: peptidyl-tyrosine dephosphorylation. Lineage: Eukaryota; Metazoa; Chordata; Actinopteri; Labriformes; Labridae. The transcript has 29 exons. The record is from RefSeq and is a predicted model, not a curated record. Bases 54 to 5282 code for a protein of 1742 amino acids.